Messenger RNA from Schistocerca piceifrons (Central American locust), 1104 nucleotides. RefSeq names its product ice-structuring glycoprotein-like. The record is from RefSeq and is a predicted model, not a curated record. The coding region runs from base 1 to 1104 and encodes 367 amino acids. The transcript has a single exon. Lineage: Eukaryota; Metazoa; Arthropoda; Insecta; Orthoptera; Acrididae.
AUGCCGACCUAUUCGGCGGCUGCGACACCGGCGACUACUGCUGCCACUUCGGCGAAGAAGCAACCUGCGACGACGGCGGCAGCAGCGGAUUUGAGAGCAGUGCCGGUCCUGCCUAAGGCUGUCACAUCUGCGGCGACCCCCGUCUCGAGGCUGUCGCCUUCCGGUAUAAAGAUAUUCACGCCCGUGACGGCCACGGCAGCGUCGGCCGUGGGCAGGGUGGCCCCCAUCACGGCGACGGCGCCCUCCGCCUCCGGGACGACGCCGGCCUUCACCAGGACCGUCCCCUCUGUGACGAAGGCGUUCUCCGCCGUCACGGCCGCGACGGGGGCCGUCACCGCCCCCCCGGCUGCGCCGCCGGCGUUCGUGUCGGCGCCCGGCGCGACGGGGCAGAAGGCGCUGCAGCCGGUGCCGCUGGUGGCGAGUUUGCCGGCGAGCGUGCCGCACGCGGCCCCGGCGACGGCGGUGCUCGCGGGGAAGGCCGGCUCCCCGCCGGGCUGGGGCGGCACCGGAGCCGCGUCGCCCGUGACGGUCGGCGCUCCGCCGUCGUGGGCGGCGGCGGCGGCGUCGGUCCCGCGGUCGACGCCCUGCGCGUCGAGGUCGCUGUCCCCGGCGACGCCGACGCCGACGCCGCCGCCGCCGGCGCUGCCGCCACCCUGCCACUCGCCGGCGCCCUCCGGGGUCGCGUCGCCGGCCAACAGCGCACCCACGCCGUCGUCGGUGCGGUCUCCCGUGGCGGCCACCCCUCCUUCCGGGACCGCCGCAGGGUCGCCGAUGACGCCGCCGCUGCCGCUGCACAAGGCGGUCGCCCCGGUGACGAAACCUGUCCCGACCGCGACGGCCGUUUCCGUGACGACGUCGAGUGCGACCGCGACCAAGACGAUUCUGGCGGGCGACGCGUCGCAGGCCGGCAAGGACGACCAGCAGCAGCGGCUGCACGAGAUACACAAGUACGACCGCGACGACGAGGAAGACGACGACGAGGAGCGCGCCGGCGGGCAGGCGUCCAAGGGGCGGGGCUUCCUCGACCUGUGGGACGUGAGUAGCGCUCACCGCAGCUCGCCUCAGCCUAGACACCCUCUGUGCCGCUCUUACGCUCCAAACUAG